Ilyonectria robusta is the source of this 1194-nucleotide messenger RNA. RefSeq lists its product as uncharacterized. Lineage: Eukaryota; Fungi; Ascomycota; Sordariomycetes; Hypocreales; Nectriaceae. The record is from RefSeq and is a predicted model, not a curated record. Bases 1 to 1194 code for a protein of 397 amino acids. The transcript has 2 exons.
AUGUAUUGGCCACCACUCUCUGCGGAGGCCGUCCUCCUUGGCGCGCUGCUCCAAAAUGUCAACGCAAUGGUGCCGAGAUACCAGGCAGCCAGGGAGGAGUAUGUGCAGGCCAUGCCAACAGCCACGGCCGACCUUCUGGGGCUCCAAGCAGAACUGCGAAACAUCCAGGACCUCGGGUUGAAACAUCGCCAGGCCGAAACAACCAGCAGCGUCACCUACACCAUCACCAUGUCCCCGGACAAGACCUGUGGAUACCUGUCGGGAUCCGCCGGUGUGGGGAUUACUUGUGAGAACGGCGCGACAUGUGCGUGGGAAGUGAAGGAAGUGGACGCGAUUCUUUGCGGCACAGCCAUUCUCAAUCGAUGCAUCGAGAGUAGCGUGGCCGUUGAUCCCGAUCAAUGUGACGACGUGUGCCAGAGUAAUGAGUUCAACCUGCUAUGUACCGGUAGCGAUGCGCCAUACUGUCGCACGUAUGCCUUCCCGAGCGGCGUACGGGAUUACAGAUGCGCAUCCACGCCUGUAACGGCAGUCCAGAGCGCCGACUUCACCUACGACGGCCAAGACGAUCCUGGAUUCGUCACUUCAGUUCUCGACGACACAGUCACGACCCCGAUCAGCUCUGAUACCGAAACGUCCACAGAGCCGAUUUCUACGACCACUACUACCGACCCCCCUGGCCCUACGACCACCGUUCCCCCUCCCGAUCCCCCCAAGAAGAAGACCCCCAUUGGUGCGAUUGUAGGAGGCGCAGUCGGAGGUGUGGCUGUCAUCGCGAUCAUUGUCAUCGCCGCCAUCUACUUUCUCCGCAAGAAGAAGAAGCCAACCGAGCCACCGGUCAAUCAGGCUCCAGUGGUCCAAGGAAACCCCGGUUACUUCGCCCCUGCCCCUAUGGACCAGCAACAACACCAGCAAAUGCAGCAAAUGCAGCAAAUGCAAAUGAACAAUGCGCCCGACAUGAAGAACGCCAUGGCGACCUCGCCCGUUCAGUCCGACUGGCGGCAGUCAUCAAUGAGUGGGCAAAACCCCGCCAUCAGCCCAAUCUCCCAGGCCGGUUGGGGACAUUCGCAGCCAUUCCAAACACCUUCUCCUGCCCCUGUUCCUGCUCCUGCUCCGGCAUAUGAAGCUCCAGGCCAUGAGGCUCGCGAACGUGACCCUGUCUACGAAAUGGGCGGUGAAGACACCCCGAGAAAAUGA